Amphimedon queenslandica is the source of this 616-nucleotide messenger RNA. Its product is annotated as tRNA:m(4)X modification enzyme TRM13 homolog. The coding region runs from base 26 to 460 and encodes 144 amino acids. The record is from RefSeq and is a predicted model, not a curated record. The transcript has 5 exons. Gene Ontology annotation, biological process: tRNA methylation. NCBI's taxonomy places the organism in Eukaryota, Metazoa, Porifera, Demospongiae, Haplosclerida, Niphatidae.
UAUUUCUGAUUUUAGUGAAGGUACAAUGAUGGAGCUAAUGGGACGCAUUGACAAAGCCAUAAGGAAAUUAGAGGUACCAAUAUCAGAGGAUAUAAAGACUCAUAAAGUAUUGGAUGAUGAAAUUAGCAGUGACAGUAAUGGGCCAACUGCACUCAAACAUUUAUUACAACAAUCAUCGAUAAUUGGUCAUUUGGAUUCAUUAGGAUUGCUAUCCAGUGAUAGUUUAUUUAUUGAAUUUGGAGCUGGAAGAGGUAAAUUGUCUCAUUGGAUACAGUUAGCAUCAAAUAAUGACGAAUUGAUUGAUUUUCUAUUAAUUGAUAGAUCAAAUCCUAAAAGAAAGUUUGAUAUGUAUCAUCGGUUUGACACUCAAGGUCCAAAGUUUGAAAGAUUAUUGAUUGAUAUAGAGCACCUCGACUUAGGUAUAGACUUCAAUGGGGUGAGCCUGAGUGAGCCCACUUGAGCAAAAUAUCAUUGUUUAUCUGUACACACACGUCACCCUUAUCUGAGUACACACUUGAUAUACUUCUUUUAGAGUAGGCCAAGUUUACUGUUGGUCUUAAUGAUCACAAAUUUACUUGUACUUGCGAAUUAAUCACUGCAAUUUAGAUAACCAAAA